CUUCCUGUCGGAACCUGAGUCGACACGCGCUCUCUUCGCUCUUCUCCUCCCUUUGUUUUCUCUCUCUACCUACCCUUCUCUCUCUCUCCACUUCUCUAGGGUUCGAAUCCCUCUGCCCCCUCUCGUAGCUUCAUACCGUCGAGGCCAACAAAAGAGGUUCUUUGAUCGUUAGAUUUCUGUAUCGCGCGUUCUACAAGUUUCAGCUGAUGGCCAAGACGAAGCCUGGCAAGAAAGACCUCGAUUCUUACACCAUUAAAGGAUCCAACAAGAUUGUCAAAGUUGGGGAUUGCGUGCUGAUGCGGCCGGCGGAGUCGGAGAAGCCUCCCUACGUUGCGCGGGUGGAGAAGAUCGAGGCGGACCACCGCAACAACGUGCAGGUGCAUGUGCGGUGGUACUACCGCCCUGAGGAGUCCAUUGGCGGUCGCCGGCAGUUCCACGGCGCCAAGGAGUUGUUCCUCUCCGACCAUUACGAUGUGCAGAGUGCGCACACGAUUGAGGGAAGGUGCGUAGUCCACACCUUCAAGAACUACACCAAGCUCGAGAAUGUUGGCACAGAGGACUACUUCUGCCGCUUCGAGUACAAAGCUGCCACCGGUGCCUUCACCCCUGACCGAGUCGCUGUGUAUUGCAAGUGUGAGAUGCCUUACAACCCUGACGAUCUUAUGGUUCAGUGUGAGGGGUGCAAGGACUGGUUCCACCCAUCUUGCAUGGGCAUGACAAUUGAGCAGGCAAAAAAGUUGGAUUAUUUUCUGUGCUCGGGCUGUGGCUCUCAAAAUGAUGUUAAAAGAUCUAUGAAUGGGUUUGCAGCUUCACCGGAUUCUGAGACAAAGGCUGAAUCGAAGAGGCGAAAGAGGUAACUGCAAAUGCUGUAGAUUUGGCUCCUUUAGGAUUUGUUCAUUUUAUGAAAAGGUUGUCAUCUUUCUGGGUCUGGGAAUGUACAGUGCAGUGCAUAGACUGCUAAACAACCAGUGUCAUGUUUUUGAACUCGAGAAACUAUUAUGAAUCACUAAGGUGGUGAUCUUUGUACCCAAAUCACCUUUGAUUUUUCCUCUA
Zingiber officinale is the source of this 1053-nucleotide messenger RNA. RefSeq names its product chromatin remodeling protein EBS-like. The transcript has 5 exons. Gene Ontology annotation, molecular function: chromatin binding. The coding region runs from base 207 to 857 and encodes 216 amino acids. The record is from RefSeq and is a predicted model, not a curated record. Lineage: Eukaryota; Viridiplantae; Streptophyta; Magnoliopsida; Zingiberales; Zingiberaceae.